GGUCAACAUCACGCAUCUCUAAACACUACUAUCUAGGGCAAGAAUAUCUAGGACAUUUGCCAAAGGAUAUGUUUAUAGUUGUUUUUCUUUUGAAGUUACUCAAAUAAACAUGGCGGUAAAAAAGGAGAGAGUUGAUUACGGAGACUUAAGAAAAUGCGGAGAAAUAACCACACUGUUGUCAAUAGAGAGAAAAGAAUUUUUCUUGAACUGUGAAUUCUGUGACCAUUCAUUUUUGCAAUUGGGCGAUUUUAUACAACACAUGUGCGAAGACCACUUGAACAGAUUUGUGGAAAUAAAUCUGAGAAAACCAGAGACAGACUUUCUUGUUUCAGAAAGAAAACAGGAUUCCGCAGAAAUCGACAUGAAAUCGGAAGAGUAUUAUGAGGAAGAUGAUAGUGAACAGUUUUACAAUGACUUUGAAAAAGUUGAAAUAGAGUUGGACACAAGUGAAAUGAGUAUUCUUCCACUAGAUACUGAAGCAGCAGUAUCGGGUACAAUAUCGGACGAAGAAAGCAUGCAAUCUUUCGAAGAUAAUGGAGCAGCUACGUUAUCAGAAGAGAUAAACGAUACCGACAGCGAGUCAGACCUGACCCUUGAGCAGGAGAACGCACAAUACGAUUUCCCGGAACUCAGCAAAAACAAAAUCGAAGAAAAAGAGGCUAAUAAAAGAUUUAAUAUCGAAUUUAUUGAAGAGUAUCGUUCUUUACCGGCAUUGUGGGACACAAGUUCUAAGGCGUACCAUGACCGUAUUUUAAAAAGGGAGCAGUAUGAUAUUUUACUAAAAAAAUAUAAAGAGAAAUACCCAAAUGCGACGGUGACUAAUGUUAAAGAAAAAAUACAGGCGCUCCGCACAAAUUUUAGGCGGGCAUUAAAACAAAGAUCUUCGUCUGGAAUAUCAACCCUAUACUAUUUUGAUGCAAUGAAUUUUUUGUCUAGCAUUACACGAGUUUCUGACUUGGAUGAAACACAUGUAAGUUUUUAAAAUGCUCUAUGAAAAUAUUAAUU
This is a messenger RNA of Rhagoletis pomonella (apple maggot), 1005 nucleotides long. RefSeq lists its product as uncharacterized. Lineage: Eukaryota; Metazoa; Arthropoda; Insecta; Diptera; Tephritidae. The transcript is spliced from 4 exons. The coding region runs from base 110 to 982 and encodes 290 amino acids. The record is from RefSeq and is a predicted model, not a curated record.